Ciona intestinalis (vase tunicate) is the source of this 1583-nucleotide messenger RNA. The record is from RefSeq and is a predicted model, not a curated record. NCBI's taxonomy places the organism in Eukaryota, Metazoa, Chordata, Ascidiacea, Phlebobranchia, Cionidae.
GCGCGAAAUUGACAACCUAUAAAUGAUGAAACCAUUUGAUAAUUUAUAUAAUUAUUCCUAAAUUAAUCUGAAGUUUUAAGAAGUGGCCAUUACAGCAACCAAUUACUCCGCGUAAAGUAUCGCAUUUGUUUUACACUUAGAAGACGUACGGGAUUUUAAAAUGGAGCUGGAAUUCGGUAUAACACGAACUGCUUAUGGAAUCGCAAUGCUUAUGAUGGCUGCAGUUGCUACAUUCGGAUACUCUGUCUACAUACUCGCAAUUUGGAGUUCAAAAAAACUGCAAACGAAACAUAUAUGGCUGACUUCGCUUGCUUGUGCCGAUCUCCUAAUGAUGGUACAUUUAUUUAUGGAUGGCCUAUCCAGCUUUCACCAAGGCAGAAGACCUAAAGGGAUAUUUGAAUGCCAGGUUAGCGCACAUAUGGGCUUAUUCUCUGGCUUUGUCAGUAUAGCCAGCAUGACUUGGAUUUGUAUUGACCGUUACUACAGAAAGUUUAAGCCAGAAAAAGUUGGAGUGAACUAUUGCUUCUAUGUGAUAAUAGUGUGGGCUAUGAGCUUCUUAGCAGCAAGUGGUCCAGCAUUGGGGUUUGGGGCUUAUGAGAGCGCGGAGGAAAAUACAGUCAAGUGUUUGAUUGAUUUGGAAAAUACAGACAUGAACACGAUCAAAUAUUUUGUGGUUGUAGGAUUUCUAUUUUUCUUCUAUCCGAUUUUCAAAAUGAUUAAAUACAAUACGAAGUUUGCUUACAAAUCGGAAGAGGAAAAGGCGGUUGUGAUCGCUGCACCAGUUUCAUUCGUACUCGGUUAUCUCCCAUAUUUAGUUUACGCUUGCUUAAAACUUACAAUCGGCUUACCACCUCUCAAUCAAGCUUCAAUAGCUUUUCUAUACCUUCUGCCGAAGUUCAUAUCCGUUAUGAACCCCUAUAUGUACAUGCGUUCGGAUCCCGAGUUACUGCGUGCAGCAAAACGAGUCGUCAACUUUGAUUUUGACCAGAAAAUUGAAUAGAUUUUAAACCAUAUAUUUUAUUACGUUAUAUGCAUUACAAUAUUUUUAAUGUAUAAUAACGGUGCCUUGAAUCGCGAAUAUAAUAUAUAUGUGUGUAGACAAUCUGUACAAGUACCACUUUUUAACGUAAAGCUGGCUGGGGUAAGAUGGUACAUGUUUCUUUUUCAUUUAUCUUUCCUUUGGUGGUAAACAAAGAAUAUUUACAAAAUUAUAUAACCGUAUCCUCAUGCCUUUAAAAUUUCGUAUUUAUUUAUUAGCGUGCUUAUUAAGAAAUAUUAGGCAAUAUGUGUUAAAACCCGUAUUACCCUACGGUACUAUAAAAUGAGCUCUUUUAACCCGUUAUAAUAAUAACUUUAAUUUGUCCCUUCUUUUACGGUAGCGAAGAAUUAGAAAUAUUUUAAACAAAAGGACAUGAUUUAGCGAAAAAAAAACAAUUGUUAAAAUAAGGCUUACGAUUAAAAAAAUAUUCCAUAAUUUUUUUAGAAGGCUAUUUAAAAUAUGUUAAUACUUGUUGUUUAUUACCAACUGCAAGAGAAAGGCGAAUUAAAUCAUGUCCCAUCUUACCCCUGCUUAAAAUAUAACA